AUGUCACUGAAACCAAGAAGAGUUGACUUUGAUGCCACAUGGAAGUUACUGAAAGAGACCUUGGAAGGUGUUAUAACUUGUGGCAGCGUGCAAAGGGUCACUUGGAAUGAUCGUUUUUCAUAUCCUUGUACACUGAAUUUUCAUCACCGUUGUUGUUUUUACGUUUUUGAUAAUCGUUUUAAUUUACUUUGUACUGCCCUUCCAGAACCUCAUGGAGACAAUUUAUAUCAAAGCACCAAAGAGUUCCUUGAAGAUCAUGUGCGGAACCUUCUAUCAACCAUUAUCUCCUCGGGAGAAGAGCAUAUGCUCGAGCUUUACCAUAAACACUGGGAACGCUACAACACUGGUGCAGGCUAUCUGAAUCAACUUUAUGGAUACCUCAACAAUACUUACAUCAAGAAGCAGAAGUAUUCUGACGCUGAUGUGAAUUAUGGAGUCUUCCCAGUGGAUGCUGAUUGUCUUCUAGAAAUUGGAGAGCUUGCAAAAGACAUAUGGAAGAACCUGAUGAUUGAUUCAAUCAAAGGCAGGCUUGUUGUCCUCAUAUUGCAGGAAAUUGCCAAAGACAGAAAUGGUUAUGAUGUUAACCAAACAGUGAUUCAUAGUGUUGUAACAUCGUUCGUCGAUGUAUCAGAAUACAAGAAAAAGACACCGCUUGAACUAUAUCAAGAGAUAUUUGAGGCACAGUUUCUGAAAGAAACGGGCGAGUUUUAUAGACAUGAAGCUGCUCGUUUGAAAGCUGAGUGUACAUGCUCAGAUUACUUAGAAAAGGUUAUACAGAGGCUAGACAAUGAGAACUUCAGGAGUCGGAAGUUCCUUCAUAGUACCUCUUACGCAAAGGUAACACAAGAGGUCCAGGCUAGGAUGGUCGCAGAUAUAAUAGAUUUCUUACAUGGGGAGUGCAAAGAAAUGGUUGAACAGGAAAAAAGAAAAGACCUUACCAACUUGUACAUAUUGCUAAAGCCAAUUCAUAAAGGUCUGGACACGCUGGUGAAGGAAGUCGAAACUCACAUCAAACAGCAGGGAAUGCAGUCUGUUCUCAGCCUUCAGAAUGAUCCAGCAUUCGUUGAAGCCAUGUUGAAGGUGUACCACAAGUUUAAGGAGUUAAUUUGUGAUGUCUUCAGUAAUGACCAAGUUUUUACUGGUGCCUUGGAUAAAGCAUGUUCUGCUGUGAUAAACCAUAAACCCCAGAAUUCACGGACACCCAAUAGAUCUCCAGAACUGCUGGCAAAAUACUGUGACAGUUUACUCAAGAAAAGUACUAAAGGAGUUGGAGAUGUAGAGCUUGAUGAAAAAUUGUCUGGCAGCAUAAUCAUUUUCAAGUACCUUGAUGAUAAAGAUGUCUUUCAAAGGUUCUAUUCUCGAAUGCUGGCAAAGCGUCUGAUCUACAGCCAGUCUGCCAGUAUGGAUGCAGAGGAGAGCAUGAUAACAAGGUUAAAGCAAGCAUGUGGGUAUGAGUUCACAAACAAGCUUCAUAGAAUGUUCACGGAUGUCAGUGUCAGUGUGGACCAUGUAACCGAUUUCAACAAUUACCUGAAAGAGAAGAAGGAGAAUUUGGGAAUCAGUUUCAACAUUUUAGUCUUUCAGGCUGGUGCUUGGCCUAUUACACAGCAGAAUAACAUCACAUUUCACAUACCACAACAGCUAGAAAAGAGUGUGCAUUUGUUUGAAGAAUUCUACAGCAAAAAGUAUAGUGGAAGAAAGUUAACGUGGAUGCAGUCUCUAAGUAAUGUUGAAAUGAAACUCUGCUACCUGAAGAAGUCCUACAUUGUGACGAUGAGCACAUUCCAGAUGGCAACAUUACUUCCCUUCGAGUCCGCCAACUCUUUAGCCUUCUCAGAUAUCCAGACCAGCACGAAUCUGCCAGAGAAGGAACUUGCCAAACAGUUGCAGACGCUAGUCGACACCAAAAUCUUGAUUACAGAUAAUAAUGCAGUCACAGAAGAGUCUGUACUUAAAUUAAAUUUGGCUUACAACAACAAGCGAACAAAGUUUAAAAUUGUGGCUGCAAUACAGAAAGAAACACCACAGGAGGUGGAAAGUACGCACUCAUCUGUGGAUGAGGACCGGAAACUCUACCUGCAGGCAGCCAUUGUCCGGAUCAUGAAAGCCAGAAAGUCUAUCAGGCAUAUCAACCUUGUUCACGAGGUAAUAAGUCAAGCACGCAAUCGGUUCACCCCAAGUAUUCCCAUGAUCAAGAAGAGUAUUGAAACUUUGAUAGAGAAGGCCUACCUGGAACGUAUCACCGGAACGACAGAUGAAUACAGCUACAUUGCAUAG
Candidula unifasciata is the source of this 2277-nucleotide messenger RNA. The record is from the annotation of a GenBank genome assembly. Lineage: Eukaryota; Metazoa; Mollusca; Gastropoda; Stylommatophora; Geomitridae.